Drosophila ananassae is the source of this 925-nucleotide messenger RNA. Its product is annotated as 26S proteasome non-ATPase regulatory subunit 9. The record is from RefSeq and is a predicted model, not a curated record. Gene Ontology annotation, biological process: proteasome regulatory particle assembly. Gene Ontology annotation, molecular function: protein binding. The transcript is spliced from 4 exons. Gene Ontology annotation, cellular component: cytoplasm; nucleus. Bases 40 to 702 code for a protein of 220 amino acids. Lineage: Eukaryota; Metazoa; Arthropoda; Insecta; Diptera; Drosophilidae.
UUCUAUUAAUUCGUAAACGGAGCAAACGAACAAAUAGUCAUGGCCGCAGGGAUAACCACCAAGGAGAGACUGGAGCGCCUGAUGAAUGCAAAGGCGCAGCUAGAGGCACAGAUCGCCAAAAACGGACAAAUCCUGGCCGCCAACGCUAACGUGGGCAUGAACGGGCCUCUGGUGGAUGCGGAAGGCUUUCCCCGCAACGACAUCGAUGUCUACCAGGUUCGACAAGCCCGCCAGACCAUAAUUUGCCUGCAGAACGACCACAAGGAACUGAUGAACCAAAUACAAAGCCUGCUUAACCAAUAUCACAGCGAAAUAGCAACCACAGAUCCCGAGCUGGUAAAUCGCGCCUCGGCACUGGAAUUGGAUGAUGACCGGUAUAAGGCCGGAGCUAAUUUAACAGAUCUGGCGCCAGUUCGCUCCAUCGUCGUUGUGAAUCUAGUCAGUCCAAAUUCGCCUGCAGAAGAAGCUGGACUUCGUGAGGGCGAUGGCAUUCUGCGUUUUGGCUCAAUAAAUAGUAAUAACUUCAAGGGAGAUCUCGCCCAGAUUGGCGAGGUUGUUCGACACAUGCAGAAUCAAAACGUUGAGCUGAAAGUGAAGCGAGGUGACCAGCAGCUGGACCUGAUUUUGGUGCCAAAAACCUGGAGCGGACGCGGACUUUUAGGAUGCAAUAUCGUCUUGCCGCCCGAACCUAUGGAUUGUUGAUUUAUAAUGCUCUUAAUUAUCAUCCUGACCGAUUGACCCCAACAUGUCAAUUGGGUUGGAGUCACGGUGUGUAGCUGACAGCCAGGUCAGUGUGCCAAGGAGCAGCCUUUCAGCUUCAUCACAAGGUGGGAGAGUCAAGGCGAGAGACUGAAUCUUAUUUGACAUUUUGAACUGCGAAUGAAUUAUUUUUUACUAAAAAUAAAUCUUUUUAUUUCAAGUAAAA